Messenger RNA from Fusarium odoratissimum NRRL 54006, 447 nucleotides. RefSeq lists its product as uncharacterized. The transcript has 2 exons. Bases 1 to 282 code for a protein of 93 amino acids. Lineage: Eukaryota; Fungi; Ascomycota; Sordariomycetes; Hypocreales; Nectriaceae. The record is from RefSeq and is a predicted model, not a curated record.
AUGAAGUUCAGCGCCAUCCUCCUCGUUCUCGCCCCUCUCGUCUCCGCAGCUGCUUCAAAGCAGGCCGCUGCUGGACUUCCUGACCUUGCUUCGGCCAGUGAGAAGGGUCACGAUCUCUCAUCACACGGCGAGGGACUUCAGCUUGCUGCCAAAGUCUGUCCAGCCAAGUUCCCCAGAAAGUGUUCCCUCGGAAACUUCUGCUGCCGAACUCUUAAGUGCUGUAAGAAGGAGUGCUGUCAGAACUCUGCGAGAUAUUGCAGCAACGGCCGUUGCUAUAAAUAGAUGGCAAGUCUUUUGGUCAUGAUCAUCAAUUGUGUGACACUGGGUGAAUGAGAAUUGGUACGAGAAAGCCGAGAGGAAUGCUUCACCUGUUGGGACUUGGUUUGUCGGAAAGGAACUUGAAAAUGACUAGCAUACACAUAAAUGAACGACAUUCUAUUUGAUAAC